This is a messenger RNA of Zerene cesonia (dogface butterfly), 1341 nucleotides long. Its product is annotated as coiled-coil domain-containing protein 97. The record is from RefSeq and is a predicted model, not a curated record. The coding region runs from base 306 to 1340 and encodes 344 amino acids. Lineage: Eukaryota; Metazoa; Arthropoda; Insecta; Lepidoptera; Pieridae. The transcript has a single exon.
UUUAGGAAUGACGCAGUCGUAAUUGAAAACGUUGGCUGUCGUUCGUAGCUAAUUUAUGAAUAUAAAUUUUCUAUUUAUUGAUUAUUUAUAAACAAAAAAUAUAUAUUGUUUCUAUAUCCUUAACCUCAAAAUACAACUAAAGCCAACAAGAAGAAAAUAACCACAUCCAAGGGGUGAUGAUACUAGAACCUUUACUUUUGAAAAUUGUAGCACAGAUUUAAACAAAUUACUAAUUUCUAUCCAAUCAUAAUCAAUCAUAAUCAAAAAGCAUUUUUAUAGCAAUUGUUUUUUUUUAUAUAAAUAUAAUGACUCAGAAUAAUAGUGACAUCAAUGAAUAUACUGAUGACAAUGACUUUGACCCUAUACAUGAUAUUAUUGACUAUUUAGUGAGGUGUGCUGAAAUAACAUUUAAAAAUUCACACCCUAAUGAAAAUAAUCUAAAAACUGUUGAUAAAACAGCUUACGCUCACAACUUGUACUUGAAGUCACCAACACAGUUUCUUAUGCAAUUUGGCAAAUUUCUCUCUCCUAAUCAUUUACAAUAUUUUGAAACAUUGAGUAUUUACAAGGAUAAUCAAGAUUUUAAUAAAUGUGUAUCUCAUCUUAAAGUCUAUCAUUCUGAGGAAAGUAGAAGUAAACGAAUAAGGAAUAGAAGAUAUAAAGCACUCCAAAAACUACAAGAAGAAACAGAUUAUUUUAGUGAAAAAGAAAUGAUGUACAGAAAUCCAUUACUGUAUGAACAGUUAGUAGGACAGUACUUAUUGGAUGAAGAAAUACAGGAGAGGGAUGCAGUAGACAGUGACAACUUGACACUGCUAGGCUUAAUUUUGGAGACGGUAGAUCGUAACCAGAUGAGAGAAGUAAAAAAUGUACAAAUGCUUGAUGAGGACAAAGAGUCUACUUCAAAUCAUUCAAUAAAUAAUAACCAAACACAAGAAAAAGAAAACAGUAUCAAGAAGAAGCAGUGGGGAGACUUUGAUGUUCCUGAUACAAAAGAUACUUACACACCAGAGAUAAGAAAACAAACAAUGAUAAAUGCAAAUGAAAAGAGAAUAUUACGAGAAGAGUUUUACCAAGAAAUGUACAGCAGUUUCAUAGAAGGAAGAGACACUGACUUUGACUACAACAAUGUUGAUAACAAUGAAGAUUAUGAUGAUCUUGAACAAAUAUCACAAGAUGCAGAAGAUAAGUAUUUUGAUUCUGAACAGAAUGACAGUGAAACAUUGGAGGAGCACAUGACAUUAAUACAGGAAUACUCCUCAAAAAACUCUAAUGAUAAUGGUAGUGAUCCCUUAGAUGUAUUCAUGCAACACAUCUCAAAUAAAUUGAAUAAAACCUAAA